AUGAAUCCUAUGUUUUACUUCCUUCUUGCCCUAACAACUAUUUUGGCUGCCACCGCAAACGCCGGGCCAGUUCUCGACGUGAAUGGUGAUAUCAUAUUCGGUGGCAGUUACUACGUUCUCCCCCUCAUCUGGGGCCCUACAGGUGGUGGCCUAACUCUCGUCUCCCGUGGUGGCAACCAAUGUCCCCUCUUUAUCGGACAGGCGCGUUCAGAGGUCAACAGGGGCAUUCCCGUGAAAUUCUCAAACUGGAGGUCUAGAGUUGGGUUCGUUCCUGAAUCAGAAAACCUCAACAUCCAGAUGGAUGUCGAACCUAAGGUCUGCGCUCGGUCAACUUAUUGGUGGGUCACUCCAGCCCCCAGUCCCUGGAGAUCGUUGUUCAUAGCGGCUGGUCCUAAGCCAGAAGCUGGAGGAGAAGAUUCGUCAAGGAGUUUCUUCCAGAUCAAGAAAACUAGUGCAAACUUUCACGCUUACAAGUUUGUAUAUUGUAGUGACGGUAACGAUUGCAUCGAUGUCGGUACAAACGUGGAAGGUGGCGUUCGGGGUUUGGUUAUAGGCUCUACCCCUCCAUUCGGUAACCCAUACGAGGUUGUGUUCGUGAAAGCUACUGAGACAGAGACUUCAUCCAAGACCAUGUCUAUUAUCUGA
Molecule: messenger RNA, 645 nt
Organism: Eruca vesicaria subsp. sativa (arugula)
Lineage: Eukaryota; Viridiplantae; Streptophyta; Magnoliopsida; Brassicales; Brassicaceae
Source: the annotation of a GenBank genome assembly